AUGGUUACCUGCAAUGAAACACAUGCCGUCAUCAUUGCUUUGCAGAAAAAGUUCUUCACCGGCAAGGAUAUUGCUGCCAGGAAGAUUGGGGCGGAGCUUCUGGAGAAAACACAGAGGAAGUACUUAACCAAGACUCCCAGCAAGAUCACCAAGUCUACUGCUCAAUGGGGAGAGUUUGCGCUGCAAGCCAGGAACACAACAGCACCGUGCACCUAUGUGUGUUUCAUCGUGACAGCCCUGGGAGUGACAGCAGGGGUCCAUCGGCUGUGGAGCCACCGCUCCUACAGAGCCAAGCUCCCUCUCAGAGUCUUCCUCGCAGCCGCAAACUCCAUGUCCUUCCAGAAUGACAUCUAUGAGUGGGCAAGAGACCACCGUGUGCACCACAAGUUCUCAGAGACAGAUGCAGACCCCCACAAUGCAACACGAGGCUUCUUCUUUGCUCACAUUGGCUGGCUGUUUGUGCGUAAACACCGUGAUGUCAUCGAGAAGGGAAAGAAGCUGGACGUUACUGACCUCUUGGCUGAUCCCAUCGUCCAGUUUCAGAGGAAGUACUAUAAGACCACGGUCCUGAUAAUGUGCUUCCUGGUUCCCACUGUGGUUCCCUGGUACUUCUGGGGCGAGACACUGUGGAACUCCUACUUCCUGGCGUCCAUCUUGCUUUACACCGUCUCGCUCAAUGUCACCUGGCUGGUGAACAGCGCCGCCCACAUGUACGGGAACCGACCGUACGACCAGAACAUCAGCCCCCGGGAGAACCACUGGGUCACCUUCGGAGCCAUCGGUGAAGGUUUCCAUAACUUUCACCACACAUUCCCCUUUGACUACUCUGCCAGUGAGUUCGGGCUGCGUUUCAACCCCACCACAUACUUCAUCAAUCUCAUGUGCUGGAUGGGCCUGGCCAGCAACCGCAAGAAGGCAUCCGUGGAAAUAAUACAGGCCAGGAAAUUAAGGACAGGGGGUGGUAGCUACGGGCCAGUCAACACUAGACAAGAGAAAGAAACAUGA
This is a messenger RNA of Oncorhynchus nerka (sockeye salmon), 1005 nucleotides long. Its product is annotated as stearoyl-CoA desaturase 5-like. The transcript has 6 exons. Gene Ontology annotation, molecular function: iron ion binding; stearoyl-CoA 9-desaturase activity. The record is from RefSeq and is a predicted model, not a curated record. Gene Ontology annotation, cellular component: endoplasmic reticulum membrane. NCBI's taxonomy places the organism in Eukaryota, Metazoa, Chordata, Actinopteri, Salmoniformes, Salmonidae. Gene Ontology annotation, biological process: unsaturated fatty acid biosynthetic process. Bases 1 to 1005 code for a protein of 334 amino acids.